ACUCAGCAUCGUAGCCUCUGCAGAACCCUUGCUAGCCCCGUGACUCAGUUUCUCCAUUUGCUCACGUGGGCCAACAGCGUGAGGCACCCGUGUGGAAUGCGGAGGGGGCCUCCAAUAGCUUCUCCAGAGUUCAUGCUCCCAGGCGGAGCCCAGAGACAGGCAUUUACACCGCCCAGAGCGCUCCUUCUGGCGGUGCCCUGCACUGGCCCUGGUGAGUUCGUGCUGCCUAGGGUGGCAGUGACUCGGCCAGGUGCACCCGCAGGACUGCGGAGGAGACUACUCGCCUGUACCGCCCGCCGCGGUUCAUGAAGGGCUCAGGCCAUGGAGAGGGCUGUCGAGGAGACUGCCGGUGCCCGCGUCCGUGCCCACUGCCUGCCGCCUGACGCAAUCCGAGGCGCCCUUGCUGCAUGCAGCCAGUGCUAGGGUAACCUCCCCCGCCGUUGCAUCACUCCUGACAGGUUUGCUACAGAGGUGGAGCCGAACCAAUCAGCGGGCGCGCCGGGGCGGGGGCAGACGGCUCAGUUACCCAUUUAGAGGGCGGCGCGGUUAACCGGGCAGCAAAACCCGAAGGUAAUUGGCCAAAAGGGGAUUUGCCCCGCCCCAAUCACCGCGGCAGCUGGCCGCGGUGGGCGGAGGCCUGCCAGCCGGAGGGUUUAUAAAGGGCCUUGGAUGGGGCCGCGCAGCUGGAGCGACCAAGCGGUGCCAGGCCAGGUGUGCGCGUCCGUCGGUCCUUCCGUGCCCACGCCGGAGACCUGCCCCGGAGGCCGCUCGGGUCCGUCCCUGUGCCCGGCACCAUGAAGCAGGAGUCCACAGCUCAGAACAGCCAGCCCGCCUUGCCGCCCGCGCAGUUCCCCCGGGUCGACGUCGACCCCCAAGCGCUGUGGAUUUUCGGGUACGGCUCCCUGGUGUGGAGGCCCGACUUCGCCUACAGCGACAGCCGUGUGGGCUUCGUUCGCGGCUAUAGCCGCCGGUUCUGGCAGGGAGACACCUUCCAUCGGGGCAGUGACAAGAUGCCUGGGCGUGUGGUGACCCUUCUUGAAGAUCAUGAGGGCUGCACUUGGGGCGUGGCAUACCAGGUGCAAGGUGAGCAGGUGAGCGAGGCCUUGAAGUACCUGAACGUGCGAGAGGCAGUGCUCGGUGGCUAUGAUACCAAGGAGGUCACCUUCUACCCACAAGAUACCCCUGACCAACCACUCAAGGCAUUGGCCUAUGUGGCCACCCCACAGAACCCUGGUUACCUGGGCCCUGCACCUGAGGAGGCCAUCGCUACGCAGAUCCUGGCCUGCAGUGGCUUUUCCGGCCACAACCUUGAAUACUUGCUGCGCCUGGCGGACUUCAUGCAGCUGUGUGGGCCCCAGGCACAGGACGAGCACCUGACAGCCAUUGUAGAUGCUGUGGGCACCAUGCUGCCCUGCUUCUGCCCCACCAAGCAGGCUUUGGCACUGGUCUGAGGGGCUGAGCCCCUGAAGGAAGUGCCUACAUGGGCAUGGGGACCAGGUCUCCACUCCUGUGCACAUAGACUUGAUACAGCUGGAGGACUCAGUGGACAGUGGGGGCUCCUUUCUCUAAGCCCCUACCUGUCUGUCAGCUUUCAGCUCUCUCCUGCCUAACACUGACUUACUACUUGAAACUUUAUUACACCAUGUUGGUGUGAUGGGCAGGGUGGGGGGCCUGCCCUGGACAUAGGGGCCCUGCUGAGCAGUGCCCCACUCCAGGCACAUGGUGCCUGACCAGAUUCCCCUCAGUGCUGCUGCUAAGCCCACACUACCCAAGCCUCCACCUCUCCAGGAAGCCUCUAAGAGCCUUGACCCUCUGCCCCCACCCCAACCAUUCCUUAGCCCCAGAAAUACCACUUUUGAAGGGUCUCAGCCCACUGUUGGGGGACAGGAGGAAGUGAGGAGAGGGGGCCCUAUAGGAACUGAGGCCCCUGUCAGCCCUGUUUAUCCCCCCAGGUCCCCAGGGCAAAUCUGGAUCUGGAGUCCAGAUAUAGCUGCUGAGGCUGGUCCUGGGCCUCUGGCCCAUUUGGCUUUGUUUCCCUGUCCUGUGUGUCUGGGACAAUCCUGUCUGUCUAUUCCUGGGAAGUUUAUCACUAUAGGUCCCAGCACCAUCCCUGUCUAUUCCAUAAUAUUAUCCAUAAACUGAACUCUUAUUAGCUGCGCUGUGCAGGAAUGUGGUUCUUUCUUCAAAUGAGGGGUGGGAUGAGUGAGGUGGUGAAGCCCUGGAAGCCUCAUGAGAGGGGAAAGGGUUCCCUCUUCAUCUCCAUCCCUCCCUCAGGGAGCAGGCAGCUCAGCAGGCAGGCCUGCCAGGUUACACCACUCCCAUAGACACCCUUCAUGUCUUAGUGCACACAAAGAACACCCUGAGUCAUGCAGAAUGCAGCCCAUGCAUCUGUACUUGGCAGCCCUGUGAGCAGUGUCCUUGCCACUGACUUGGUACCCUGUGUCUCCUCCCAGCUUCUCUGAGGAGGUUUGCAGACUUGGAGCUCAGACCAGAUCUUCUUCCAGUUACAGGGCAAGCUGCUGCCUCUUCCUGACAGGCUAGAUCUCUGGCUUCAUGCUAGAAGAACAUGUGGAUGAGGAUAGGGUAGUGACAAUUUCUGGGAGAGUGCUGGCACAGAGACCUGUGUUCUGGAAGACCUGGUAACCCUUUGACUUCUGAGUUCCAGGUGUUCACUGUUGCCUCCUGGGGUGAGAGCUGUGCCUUCUCACUUAUCCUGAACUGCCAGGACUCCCACAAUGGAAUAAAUUACUGGGGUGCCCUCUGGAAUACUGCUUGUUCACCCCCUGCCUGCCCUCAGCUACUUCCCCACCCUGGCCCCUGGGUGCAAAUCUCUGCUGCCAGGAUCUCAUCCUGACCCUGGGCUCUGCAACUGGGAAUGGCCCCUCAGUGGGCUCAGCCUCUGUUCCCGAAGCUGCAGAAUGGGUGUGGGGCCCAGAUGAUAGGCUUCAGCAGCAGAAGAGCCUGGCUCCAACCCAACCCCUUCCCUCACUGGCCCAGUGACCUUCAGGAAAGUAUUCAGCCCUCUGAGUGUUAUUUUACACUGGAACACUGUGUGGUAUGUGUUGCUGCUCCUCUUGUUGUGGCUGGUGUCCUGUAUUGAUCUGGCUGUCCCUGGCAGGAACAGCUCUGACCAAGUUGAGCAGUGUUGUGCCUGAGGAGUUUGCCCAUGUGUUGGCAGCCUUGUGCCUUGGCCAUUGAUGAGAAAAGUGUGGAGUCCAGCCAGCCUCUUCUGGGAGCUCAGUCAGGACAACAGAACAGGAGGAGGCAGUGUGUGGCAGGGAGCCCUGGGUGGCCGCCUCCUGGGCAUCUGGUGCUGGGGCAGGACCAGGAGGCCAGUCUGGGUGCUUGGAGCAGAGCCCUGCUGUAUACCAAAUGGGGAUGGGGAGGGCUGCUUGCUAGUUGCACAUGGGUUCAAAUUCUUCAAGCUAUUCAUUCAGCAAGUAUAUACUAAGCUGCUGUAGGCAAGGCACUGAUCUAGGCACUGGGGAUAUAGCAGUGAAGAAAAUCAUCCUCCUCAAGAAACUCAGAGCCUAAAAACUCUAAAUGGUGACUAUUCAGUAUGAAAUAUGCUGUGAUGGGAGGAGAACAAGGCGCUCAGCUUAGAAAGGGCUCCUGGCCUGGGAGGGGUGGUCAGGAAGGUUUUCUGGGGAGGGAAUGAUGAGGCUGACCCCUGAGCCUGAGAAGGGGUCUUCAGUGAACAGAGGCAGAGAAUAGAAUGUGCUAGAGAGGGAAAACAGGGUCAGAUUGGCUGGCACAGAGUGGUGAGGGGGAGGGGCUGGGCAGGUGGCAGGACUGCAAGCCACAUUCUGCUGGCUGGCCUGGUGAGCUGUGCUGUGGAGGCAGCAUUCUUCCUGGGUCAGUGGGGACCUCCUGUGGAUUCUAGGCAGGGAAGAGACUGCUUAAGAAUGAACACUGGCUUCUGUGUCACAUUGGAAGAAGAAGGUCAAAGGGAGGCCAGGGAGAGGUGUAGGUGGCCUGAGCUGAGCUGUGUCAGUGGGCAUGGACAGGAGGGUAGGUUUGAGAGCAGCUUAGGAGGUGAGGUCAGCAGGAUUUGGUGUAGCUGGUGAUGAGGAGAGUGAGGGAGAAGGGAGAGGGCCAGGAUUCAGAGUUGGGAAGUUUGGGGGUGAUCUGCCCCAUGUUAGAGUGUUUGAGUUGGGGGUACCUGUAGAGGGCAGCAGCAUCUACAUAGAUGUUCAGGAGGCAGAUGGAUAUGUGGGUCUAAUACUCAGGAGAGAAAUCUGGGCUGGAGUUAGAGAUUUGGAGCUAUACACAUUGAGACGGUGCUUGAUGCUCUGUGGAGUGGAGAGUGGAGAGAAUAAAGGGUCUGGCCCAGCCCUGAGGUCCCCAUCCUUGGUGACCUGAGUGAAGCAAGAAUAGUAGAGAACAAGAUGCUCUGAGGUGGAGGAGAACGAGGAGGCCAGGAUCAUGCUGCCGAGAUGUCAAGGACAAUAAAGAUAGAGGUGUCCACUGGAUGAAAUGCCGGGGGUCCUUGGUGGCCUCGGUGAGAGCAAUUUCAGGAACAGUGGCGGGAAA
Messenger RNA from Pteropus alecto (black flying fox), 4533 nucleotides. It is a transcript of the gene CHAC1, whose product is annotated as ChaC glutathione specific gamma-glutamylcyclotransferase 1. Gene Ontology annotation, molecular function: gamma-glutamylcyclotransferase activity; glutathione specific gamma-glutamylcyclotransferase activity. Gene Ontology annotation, cellular component: cytoplasm. NCBI's taxonomy places the organism in Eukaryota, Metazoa, Chordata, Mammalia, Chiroptera, Pteropodidae. Bases 795 to 1451 code for a protein of 218 amino acids. Gene Ontology annotation, biological process: glutathione catabolic process. The transcript is spliced from 3 exons. The record is from RefSeq and is a predicted model, not a curated record.